Molecule: messenger RNA, 1208 nt
Organism: Scleropages formosus (Asian bonytongue)
Lineage: Eukaryota; Metazoa; Chordata; Actinopteri; Osteoglossiformes; Osteoglossidae
Product: actin-related protein 2/3 complex subunit 2-A
Exons: 10
Coding region: 153-1052 (299 amino acids)
Biological process (GO): Arp2/3 complex-mediated actin nucleation; actin filament polymerization
Cellular component (GO): actin cytoskeleton; Arp2/3 protein complex
Molecular function (GO): structural constituent of cytoskeleton; actin filament binding
Source: RefSeq, a predicted model, not a curated record
AGAACAGAACAGAACGGAAGUGCUGCUAGGCGGAAGUGUUCAGUCGUACCGGAAAGUCACAUAGCAAGGCGUCCUCGAAAUAAAGCAGCAAAUUAAGUUCAUAUUUUGAAAAAUAAUUAGUCUUAUUUCAAAGAACAUUUCACAGUGUCGUCAUGAUUCUGUUGGAAAUUAACAACCGGAUUAUAGAGGAGACGUUGACUCUGAAAUUUGAGAGCGCGUCCAAUGGCAACAAGCCUGAAGCAGUGGAGGUCACAUUUGCAGAUUUUGAUGGUGUCCUCUACCACAUCUCCAACCCCAAUGGUGAUAAGACCAAAGUGAUGGUCAGCAUUUCCCUCAAGUUCUACAAAGAGCUGCAGGAACACGGUGCUGAUGAGUUGUUGAAGAGGGUUUAUGGAAAUUUCCUUGUACAACCAGAAUCAGGCUACAAUGUGUCACUGCUUUAUGACCUGGACUCAUUGCCUGAUAAUAAAAAUGAGGUGAUCCACCAGGCAGGCAUGCUGAAGAGGAACUGCUUCGCCUCUGUCUUUGAGAAGUACUUCAAGUUCCAAGAGGAGGGUCGAGAGGGCGAGAAGCGAGCAGUCGUUCACUACAGAGAUGAUGAGUCUAUGUAUGUUGAGGCGAAGAAGGACAGAGUGACCGUGGUUUUCAGCACAGUGUUCAAGGACGAUGACGAUGUGAUUAUUGGGAAGGUGUUUAUGCAGGAGUUCAAGGAGGGCCGUCGUGCCAGCCACACUGCCCCGCAGGUGUUGUUCAACCACAGGGAGCCCCCUCUGGAGCUGAAGGAUACGGAUGCUGCCAUUGGGGACAACAUCGGAUACAUAACCUUUGUCCUGUUCCCCCGCCACACGAAUGCCAGCGCAAGGGACAACACCAUCAACCUCAUUCACACCUUCCGUGACUAUCUGCACUACCACAUAAAGUGCUCCAAGGCCUAUAUCCACACACGAAUGAGGGCCAAGACCUCAGACUUCCUCAAGGUACUUAACAGGGCCCGACCUGAUGCUGAGAAGAAGGAGAUGAAGACAAUCUCGGGCAAGACCUUCUCUCGCUAAAAAGUCUGGGCUCAGGCCCUUACUCAACAGGGCCGGACAGUGAGCGGUCCCACACCUCACCAAACGGGACCCAGGACUUCCCUGGUCAGUGCGUCUCAUUCCACGGAAGGAAGCUGCCGAUCAUUCAGGGAGACAAGGAGGGGAAAAAAAAAAAAA